AUGAACGGAGCAGUCUACAACAACCAACAGGUUCUUACGGCAAUGACCAAGGAGGAACUGAUCGCGGAAAACGCGAGACUCCUUUUCAAUUUGGAGCAAAUCGAGAAGGAGCUCAUUAAGGCAGGCAACUUUUCGAAAGAAUUGACGCACCAGGUGGCGUUCAUCGAACUGAAAGCCAAGCGGCUUCUGGAUGAGAAGGAGGAAGAGUUGGCGGCGACGAAUCAGCGCACACACCAGUUGGAGGAAGUCGUGAAGACGUUGCACGCGGACGUGGUGAAGCUUCAGACGCAGAGAAAUGGCAUCAGGAACUUCCUGGAGAACAACUUCCCCGAUUUGCUGUCCGUGGAUCAGAAGUGCAAAGAGCUGACGGCCGAAAUGGAGAAAAUGAGUUUGGCGCUGAAAGAGAAGGACGAGAGUGUCACCUCACUCACGGUCGACAACAGAGCACUGGAGGAAGUGAGUUAUUAGUGAUGCCCAGAUUAAUGUUUAUGAAUUGGUUUUUAGAAGAACAGAAGUCUCGACAGAAUGCUCGAGCGUCUCAAAGGGCGACGGAACUCUGCAGUCACGACUCCGGAGAAGACGACUGGAACGGAGCAGAAGAACGACACGGACACGGACGUUAUCGAAGAGGAUUCGGCGGAUUGUUCGGGAGAAGAAGGCAGCCAAACUGACGAGGAAUCCUAA
This is a messenger RNA of Caenorhabditis sp. 36 PRJEB53466, 684 nucleotides long. Lineage: Eukaryota; Metazoa; Nematoda; Chromadorea; Rhabditida; Rhabditidae. The record is from the annotation of a GenBank genome assembly.